AUGACUCUCCUUAAGGCCAUCUCCUCAAUGAACUUCUCCAACAACACCCGCUCAAUGACUACUGUCGGAUCCACCUCGACAGCCUCCAUCAUGCAGGGCAGCAACUCCACUGCUGGUCUGCUUGACCUUGAUGCUAAUGUCGUUGCCCAUCUCAACCUUUUGGGAAUCUGUCUCGAUGCCAAUGUGAAUGCUAAUGUCCACGCCUAA
This is a messenger RNA of Acytostelium subglobosum LB1, 207 nucleotides long. RefSeq lists its product as hypothetical. Bases 1 to 207 code for a protein of 68 amino acids. NCBI's taxonomy places the organism in Eukaryota, Evosea, Eumycetozoa, Acytosteliales, Acytosteliaceae. The record is from RefSeq and is a predicted model, not a curated record. The transcript has 2 exons.